AUGCCUUUCGCCAAGCGGAUCGUGGAGCCGCAGUGGCUGUGCCGGCAGCGACGCCCGGCGCCUGACCCGGCGGAGGACGCGAUCGGAGGCAGCGCAGAACCGCCGCCGCCGCCCCUGCAGCUGCCCGGCCGACGGGACGAGGCCGUGGCGCCGGGGCCAGAGGAGCCUCCCCGCGCACCCCCCGCGCCUCCGGGGCCGCCGCUGCCCGCGCCAACCGACCAGGCGCCGCCACCGCACGGAGAGGCGCCCGCGGCGGGUGAGGAGAGCGUGGCAGGGGUCCUGGAGGCGGCGUCUGUGGCUGGCGAGGCGUCCUCAGCGGCAGCCACCGCGGUGUUGCUCAUGCUGGACCUGUGCGCGGUCAGCAACGCGGCGCUGGCCCGCGUCCUCCGGCAGCUCUCGGACGUGGCCCGGCACGCGUGCAGUCUCUUCCAGGAGCUCGAGAGCGACAUCCAGCUCACCCACCGUCGCGUCUGGGCGCUGCAGGGCAAGCUCGGCGGCGUGCAGCGCGUGCUCGGCACGCUGGACCCCAAGCAGGAGGCAGUGCCUGUCUCCAACCUGGACGUCGAGAGCAAGCUGAGCGUAUACUAUCGUGCACCGUGGCACCAGCAGAGAAACAUCUUCCUCCCGGCCACCAGGCCGCCCUGCGUGGAGGAGCUGCACCGCCAGGCCCGGCAGAGCCUGCAAGCCCUGCGCAGAGAACACCGGAGCCGGAGCGAUCGUCGGGAGCAGAGAGCUGCUGCACCCAUCUCGGUAGCAGCUCCUCCGCUGCCCGCCUACCCCCCGGCCCACAGUCAGAGGAGACGCGAAGCCAAGGACCGGCACUUCUUAACGUUUAACAGCACCCGUUCGCCCUCCCCCACUGAAUGUUGCCACAUGACCCCAUGGAGUAGAAAGUCCCAUCCCCCAGAGGAUGAAGAUACAGAUGUCAUGUUAGGGCAAAGGCCGAAAAACCCAGUACACAAUAUCCCCUCAACACUGGACAAGCAGACCAACUGGAGCAAAGCACUGCCUCUUCCGACGCCAGAGGAAAAGAUGAAACAAGAUGCCCAAGUGAUUUCUUCCUGCAUUAUUCCCAUCAACGUCACUGGAGUCGGUUUUGACAGAGAGGCUAGUAUACGCUGCUCUCUUGUUCAUUCACAAUCUGUGCUACAGCGGAGACGAAAACUGAGGAGGAGGAAAACCAUUUCGGGUAUCCCCAGGAGAGUCCAACAAGAAAUAGAUUCUGAUGAAUCGCCCGUGGCCAGGGAAAGGAAUGUGAUUGUGCACACAAAUCCAGACCCUUCCAACACUGUCAACAGGAGGUCUGGAACCAGGGACUCAGAGUGCCAAACUGAGGAUAUUCUGAUUGCUGCUCCAUCCAGAAGAAGAAUCAGAGCUCAAAGGGGUCAGAGCAUUGCAGCUUCUCUUUCUCAUUCUGCUGGCAACAUUUCUGCACUGGCAGACAAAGGUGACGCCAUGUUUACUACUGCAGUGAGCAGCCGCACGAGAUCUCGGAGCCUUCCCAGGGAGGGCAACAGAGGUGGGGAUGCUGAGCCCAAAGUUGGUGCUAAACCCUCAGCAUAUGAAGAAGGGGAGCCUUUCGUGGGAGACCAAGAAAGAACCCUUCCCGAUUGCAGUGAGGCCCCCAACAGCCCCAGUGCACAGGAGCACCAGCCUGCUUUGAGCCUGGCCUGUUCUCAACAUCUGCACAGCCCCCAGCACAAGUUAAAUGAGAGAGGGAGGUCUCGUCUGUCGCGGAUGGCGGCCGAUUCUGGCAGCUGCGACAUCUCCUCCAACUCGGACACCUUUGGGAGCCCCAUCCACUGCAUUUCUACAGCUGGCGUCCUCCUCAGCAGCCACAUGGACCAGAAAGAUGACCACCAGUCAUCCAGUGGCAACUGGAGCGGGAGCAGCUCCACAUGCCCCUCACAGACCUCAGAGACAAUCCCUCCUGCAGCUUCGCCUCCCCUCACUGGCUCUUCACACUGUGACUCGGAGUUGUCACUCAACACGGCCCCUCAUGCUAGCGAGGACACCAGUGUCUUCGUGACAGAGCAGUACAACGACCAACUGGAGAAAGUGAGAGGCCACCGGACAAACUCCUUUACCUCCACGGUGGCAGACCUGUUGGACGACCCCAACAAUAGCAACACGAGCGAUAGCGAGUGGAAUUACCUACACCAUCAUCAUGACGCCUCCUGCCGCCAGGAUUUUAGUCCUGAGCGUCCUAAGGCAGACAGCCUGGGCUGCCCAAGCUUCACGAGCAUGGCCACUUAUGACAGCUUUCUGGAAAAGUCUCCGUCGGACAAAGCCGACACCAGCUCUCACUUUUCAGUGGACACAGAAGGAUACUACACCUCCAUGCACUUUGACUGUGGUCUCAAAGGCAGUAAGAAUUAUGUCUGUCACUAUGCAGCCCUGGGCCCGGAGAAUGGCCAGGGCAUUGGGGUUCCUCCUGCACUUUCAGACUGCGCCUGGCAGGACUACUUAGACCACAGGAGGCAGGGGAGACCAAGCAUCUCUUUCAGGAAACCAAAGGCAAAGCCAACUCCACCUAAACGUAGCUCAUCAUUGAGGAAGUCUGACGGAAAUGCAGACACUUCUGAGAAGAAAGAACCAAAGACAAGCAGUGGCCAGCUCCUGCCUCACAGUUCCAGGGAAAUGAAGCUGCCUCUCGAUUUCUCCAACACACCUUCUCGAAUGGAAAAUGCCAAUCUUCCCACCAAGCCAGAACCUUCGUGGAUGAACCAGAAUGAACAUGGUAUUAAGGAACCUCAGUUAGACACUCCAGAUGUUCCACCAUUCAAAGAUGAAGGUGCUGAAUCAACUCACUAUGCAGAUCUCUGGCUUCUAAAUGACUUGAAAACAAAUGACCCUUACAGAUCUUUAUCGAAUUCAAGCACUGCUACGGGUACCACUGUUAUCGAAUGCAUUAAAUCUCCAGAGAGUUCUGAAUCCCAAACAUCCCAGUCAGAAUCUAGAGCCACCACCCCCUCCCUUCCUUCUGUCGACAAUGAGUUUAAACUUGCUUCACCAGAAAAGCUGGCUGGCCUGGCAUCUCCAUCAAGUGGCUAUUCCAGCCAGUCCGAAACGCCAACAUCCUCUUUCCCUACUGCUUUCUUUUCUGGCCCAUUGUCUCCUGGAGGUAGCAAAAGAAAGCCGAAAGUCCCAGAAAGGAAAUCUUCCCUCCAGCAACCCUCUUUAAAAGAUGGUGCUCUGUCACUGAGUAAAGAUCUGGAACUUCCAAUUAUACCUCCUACCCAUCUUGACCUAAGUGCUCUUCAUAAUGUCUUGAACAAACCAUUCCACCACCGCCACCCUCUACACGUCUUCAGUCAUAAUAAGCAGAACACAGUAGGAGAAACUCUGAGGUCCAAUCCUCCACCAUCUCUUGCAAUUACACCCACGGUCCUGAAAUCAGUUAACCUUAGGUCCAUCAGUAAAUCUGAAGAAGUUAAGCAAAAAGAAGGCAACAACACAGAUCUCCCCUACCUGGAGGAAGGCACUGUCACCACAGGUAAGAUUAGGCCACACGUGAUGAAGAAAUCAUUACCAUGUCAGUACGCCACUGAAGAUACCAUCCUGUCCUUUUUAGACUCCUCUGCAGUUGAGAUGGGACCAGAUAAACUACAGUUAGAAAAAACACAUACUUUUGAUGUGAAGCAUCAUUGUGAUCCAGAAACAGUAACCUCAGCUGGUGGCAAUCUUCUAGAUUCAAGUGUCACAAGAGACCAAAUGCAUAUGGAGAGUGAGCCUGUUUCAGAAAACAAACCAAGUAAAAGUUGUGACUUUCUCACAGAAGGCUUUCAGAGGGUCUCUGCUGCUCGCCCAAAUGAUUCAGAUGGUAAGACACUGCAAUAUGGAGCUGGUCCGGAUGGAGCCCUAGCGCAGGUCCAGAAGUUGUCUUUUGUAGAUCGCGAGGAAGCUGCACCCCCAGAGUCUGUGGAUGUGCUCACACCUCAGUCAGACUCUCCAACUCGAGUCACAGACAUAGGCUAUCAACUUAAGCCUCAACUUGGGAUGAGCCACCACCAUGACAAAGUGCCUGGGAAUAUCAGCUCCGAAGUAGAGAUAUCAACUAUAAAUCCAUGCCCUGAAAAGUGUUCUGAGCAGGAAAAUAUUGCUUCAGGGAUUUCAGCCAAAAGUGCCUCUGAUAACAGCGGAGCAGAGGAGACCCAAGGAAGUGUGGAUGAGGUUUCGUUGAAAGAAUCGUCACCGAGUGAUGACUCUGUGAUUUCACCAUUAAGUGAAGACUCUCAGGCUGAAGCAGAAAGUGUGUUCGUGUCUCCCAACAAACCUCGAACAACUGAGGAUUUGUUUGCAGUUAUUCACAGGUCCAAGAGGAAAGUACUUGGAAGAAAAGAUUCUGGGGACAUGUCUGUCCGCAGUAAAUCGAGAGCUUCCCUGGGCAGCAGUAGCAGCAACAGCGCCGGUUCUGUCACCUCGCCCAACAGCAAUGUGACCACCCCAAACAACCAGAGGUCUCCUGGCCUCAUCUACCGAAAUGCCAAAAAGUCCAACACAUCCAAUGAAGAGUUUAAGCUGUUACUGCUGAAGAAAGGCAGUCGCUCAGAUUCCAGUUACCGUAUGUCUGCUACUGAGAUCCUGAAGAGUCCCAUCCUGCCCAAACCUCCUGGGGACCUCACCGCGGAGUCCCCCCAAAGCCCCCAUGAGGCCCAUCAGGGGUCACUGGGAACUGAAGCACUGUCUCCCCUCUCUCCGUGUUCCCCACGGGUUAACGCAGAAGGGUUUUCCUCGAAGAACUUUGCCACCUCGGCAUCGGCCAGGGUGGGACGUUCCCGGGCUCCUCCUGCGGCCAGCAGCAGCCGCUACAGUGUCCGCUGCAGGCUGUACAACGCGCCCAUGCAGGCAAUCUCCGAGGGUGAGACCGAAAACUCUGACGGGAGCCCGCAUGACGACCGAUCCUCCCAGAGCUCCACGUAGGCGACCCCGCCAGGCUGGCUAUCCAAGGCCAAAACCUUACUCAUGAGGAUGGAGGAACAAAACGGAAGACGUGGGACAAGUCAGCAUGUGGUGGGGUCCCAUUACGUUUACCAACGAGUUCCUAAAUAUUUGCUGGCGAAAUGGAAGGUGGUUCGGUCUUUCUUAUUUUCCAUGUUUUUCAGUAGCUGCACUGUCUUUCAUAUUUUUCUUUAGCAUAGUUUGAUUUACCUAGUCUCAUUCCUUUUGAUAACAGAGAAUUUAAAAAUGUGUGCUUUUCACAAAACCUAGAAAAAUUUUUUCCCAGAGCUGCCUAUUCAGAAAACAAAGCCCUCACUGUCAUAAUUCAUAUGAAGAUGAAAUUACUCUGGAGGUUUGGUAUAUUUUUACAUUCAAAUGAACUAAAGCAAAAUUUAGAAGAACUACACACAUGUAAAUACCAUAUUUUUGAUAAAAAUGUGUAAAUAGAUUUAUCGACGACGAGUGGACACGUGGCCAACUAUCUACCACACACCAACUGUUUAUAGAACACAACAAAUACAGUGUAAUAAUUGUAUUCUGUGAAUACCAUUUUCAUAUCAAAUACCAUAUUUAAAUGUCCACCAAUAUGAUUUCUGAGUGAUAAACCUCAAAUAUGACUUUUAAACUGGUGAAAUAAAGGAAAUCUUGAGGUCAUAUAGUGAAAUGUGAUUACUUUAAAACAAUGAAUUCAGACUUAACCAUUUUUGUGACAAAUUGCAGCACCACACAAACUACUGGUAACACAUGGCUGAUUCGCUGUGUGGUAAUCUGAACAGAAUUAAAAGCAUGCUUUUGAUUUAAAAAAACAAAAUUAGUGAGAGAAAUCAUCAUUUUCAAUACAAAGCCCUGAACAACAGCACUUGACAGUGUCCUUUUAACUUCAAUUUUUCAAUGGAUUGCUUUAAAGAGAAUAAGUAGGGAAAACAGUAGUUAAUUUUAGGUUACAUUUUAUAUUAUACUACUGGGGACAUAAAUAGUCAUAAUCUGAUGACUAUUAUCUUUAAACUCCUUCAACAGUUUAGCAAUUAGCUCCAGGUUCUUUAAUAAACAAAAAUAAAACAUAAGCAUGCCACAGAGCUGUGGAUUUAUCAGUAAGUACCUGCAAUGAGUUUUCAGUGACGCUUUCUCUCUGUGCUGACGAGAUUCAUGCUACCUAAAAAUUAACAGAAAUGACACUGUGAACAACGUAGUUGGGAAAUAGGUAUGUGUAUAUGCAUUAUUUAUAUUCACUGUUAAAUGGGAUUGGGGAGCAUCUCUGGUUCACAAUGCUACAUACAACUGAGUUUUUGUCUGAUUUUACUCUAUCUGCUUGAUGGCAAAAGGGGAGGGUGGUGGGUGGGACAAGAAAUGUCAGGGCAACUGCUCUGAUAAAAUGAAGGCAGGGAAACAAGCUGAAUUACUUGAAAUUACUUGAAUUUUCUUGUCUUAAAACUGAAAAAAAAAUGUAGUUACAAGUUGAAAUCUGCCAAUGGGUUAUACACCCGUGAUUUUAACAUGAACUGAUACUAAUGUUUGAGAUGAUAUGUCAGAAAUAUAAGCAGCUAUGAACUUGGAAUAUGUUUUGAAUGAGAGAAGGUAGAAAGUAGAGAACUAAGAAGGAAUAUGGCCUAUAAAAGAAUAGAAUGUGAUUAGAAUGAUAGAACAUACCAGAGUUACCAGGAAAUUGACAAGCAGCUGGUUUUAAGCUUAUGCAAGUGGUAUUUGGGAAAGUAGGAUGUGUGAAAGGGGGUUUGUGGUUUUGGUUUAAUUCAUGCAAUAUGAAGGAGAAAGCCUGGUCUAAGAAGAUGCUGUCUUUCAAUAGAAACACUUUAUAAGACAUUACAGAGUAAGAAUUACAGAAUCUGAUUGCUGUUGGGUUUCUGUUCGUUUCUUUGGAAAGAAAAAAAAAUAUCCAGUUUAUUCUAUUUGUUUUUGCUAUCAAAAUGUGUUUCUUAAUUUCUUGUCAUCCUUGUAUGUAAAAGGGGUGCUGGGGGUGGUGGGGUAGAGGAGGGAGAAUGUGUGUGUGUGAGUGUGUGAGUGUGUGUGUGUGUGUGUGUGAAUGUGUGAGUGUGUGUGUGUGUGUGUGUGUGUGCUUGUGCAGGGAUAGAUAAGCUACCUGGUAAAGGAUACAUUUGAACAUUUAUAAAGUGUUAUACUUUUUAUUAAAUGAAAAAUGUUUGGGGGUUUGGAAAAAAAUGGACCAUCAUUUCUCAUUGGAACCCAUUAGUUAAGAAAACCAGCAUGGUUUAACACCACAUGGGAACAUGAAUAACUUUUUUCUCAUGCUUUGAAAAGUACACUUGGCAAACUUUUAAAAAUAAAGUUUUUAGACAAAUGCGAUAAGAAGUCAUUUCCAGUCACAAUAGGUGAUCUUUUGUAAUUUUCAUAAAAGCAGUUCGUUUGCAGUAUGGCUUUUGUGUAAUUAGGGGUUUUUUAGUGUAAAGAAAGGUAUGUGGGCUUUAAAAGUGAUUCUAAAUCUUGAACAGAAAACACAAAUUGGCUUUAACAAAUAUGUCACCUUAUUAUUGAUAUUAAUUUAAGUAAUGGUACCAUAUAUAUUUUAAAAUACAUAUUGACUUGAAUUGUGAGGCAAUAAGAUAGCAUCUAUAUGUAAUGAUCACAGAACUAACCCUUAGAAUAUAGUUUUACUUAUUUUGUUUACUCUAAAAAUCUAUAGCAGAGUUUCUCUAUUUUAUAUUUCAUAGAUUAAAAAAAAACCCAGAUAAAGAUGGAUUUAAAAUUCACUGUGCAAAAGAGUAUUGAAUAACAAACUGAGUUUUAAAAAAAGCAAGAAAUUCCUUUGUAAUUUGGAAUAGUCUACAUGGCUUUAUCAUAUAGCAUAUAAGACCAAGAUUUAGAGGGCUGUCUUCAACAUCACUGCCAUCUUGAAGCAGGGUACACACAUUAGGUAUUGUGAGGAACAUCAACCCAAACUUUUCUUCUGUUGUUUGCACUGAUGCUAUUUUUUCUUCUUUUAUGUUAUACAACAUGUCUAUGUUGUGUGGGGGAGAUAUAUUUUCCUUAUUUUUUGAUUUUUUUCUUUUUUUUGGCUAAGUAGAGGACAUGGACUAGUUGUAGCAAACAAAAACACGCUGUUUGCUCUUGCCAAAGUUUAGUGAGAGAGUACAUAUGCUGCAGUGGUGGCAGACUUAGAGAACUAGAUCAUGACAAAGAUUUACAACUAUGAGGAAGGUUACAGUGUAACUCUUUUGGUACUAGAACCAGUUCAUGCUGGCCAAAAGACAAUGGUUUAUGGACUUGCCUCCAUUUUGUAUUUUUGUAAUAUUUGUAAAUAUGGACUUUUUAAAUUGUUGCAAAAAUGGUUUCUUUUGUAAGAUGUUUUCAACGUUUACAUUCAAUUCAAGCCUUUGUAUAUUUUAGAGCUGUGCAACACUUUAAGUCUUGUAUUUAUUUUUAGUAACAAUGGUGACAAUUUCAUUGUGAACCCCUCUCAAAAAAAUGUACCAGAAAAGUUUGAUUACCUAGAAAGUGUGUAUAGAAACUGCAAAUAAACGUGACUGCAAUUAAACAA
This is a messenger RNA of Dama dama (fallow deer), 8452 nucleotides long. It is a transcript of the gene NHS, whose product is annotated as NHS actin remodeling regulator. Bases 1 to 4923 code for a protein of 1640 amino acids. NCBI's taxonomy places the organism in Eukaryota, Metazoa, Chordata, Mammalia, Artiodactyla, Cervidae. The record is from RefSeq and is a predicted model, not a curated record. The transcript has 9 exons. Gene Ontology annotation, biological process: cell differentiation; lens development in camera-type eye.